GCCAAAAGUGCUCGUCUGUGUGUCGUGAGGUGACUCGCGCGGUUGGUAAAGACCGACUCACCAAACUGGACUGUGCAGAAGAUGCGACGACGAGCAAAAGAUGGAAAGGUCGGGCGGGGCUUGUGGAAUUUACACGCUGCAUGGCUCGAGCGCGGAAGGUGUUGAACGCACGAGUCACGAGUCACAGUGGAGGAGACGCGCUGCCGACGGCGAGCGGCACGUAGAGCGUGGAGCAUUCAAGAUUGGUGAUUGUGAUUGCUCCGCAACUUCUUCCACAGCAGAUACCGCUCUCAAUUGCGCGAGUGCAAUCUCCUUGCGCAUUGAUACGACAUCCACAUCACGCACAUACUACUACAAGGGAUUUCGCGCUGACAGAUCAUCGGGAGCAGCGCAGGAGAGGACCAGGUAGGACUCGAGCCUUUCAUACGAACAUCCCAAUCGGUCAGCUGGAG
Molecule: messenger RNA, 452 nt
Organism: Ceraceosorus guamensis
Lineage: Eukaryota; Fungi; Basidiomycota; Exobasidiomycetes; Ceraceosorales; Ceraceosoraceae
Exons: 1
Coding region: 101-409 (102 amino acids)
Source: RefSeq, a predicted model, not a curated record